AUAUUUAACUUGCUUUACAGCCGUUGUUUUCACUGGGCGUUUGGAUUGCGAAGUGCGAUCUGCGAACGAACGGAAGAAAAUAUUGCAUUAUCUACUUUGUUUGACCCAACACCAACAACAUGGCGAGAAAUGCAGAAAAGGCCAUGACAACUCUGGCCAGAUGGCGGAACAUGCAGAUGGAUCAAGGAAAAGUCAAGGAGAGAAGACCCUUCCUUGCUUCGGAAGAGAAUGAUUUGGGGAAAGCAGAAAAGUGGAGACACCAGAUUAUCAGAGAGGUUGCUAAGAAAGUAUCACAAAUCCAGAAUGCGGGUCUGGGUGAAUUUCGGAUACGAGACUUGAAUGAUGAAAUCAACAAGCUACUGAGGGAGAAGAAGCACUGGGAGGAAAGAAUAAAGGAGCUAGGGGGUCCUGACUAUGAAAGAGUUGGACCAAAGAUGUUGGACCAGGAGGGGAAAGAAGUCCCUGGUAAUAGAGGAUACAAAUACUUUGGAGCUGCAAAGGACCUUCCAGGAGUAAGAGAACUUUUUGAACAAGAACCCCCAGCCCCUCCCAGAAGAACAAGAGCAGAGCUGUACAAGGAGGUGGAUGCAGACUAUUAUGGGUACCGUGAUGAAGAUGAUGGUGUGCUGGUCCCACUGGAACAAGACCUGGAGAAGGAAGUUGUAGCUGAGGCUGUGGCUGAGUGGAAGUCCCAGAAGGAGGCAGGGCUGCUGAAGGAUGUUGAGGAGGAGGAGGACAUCUAUGCUGUGGAGGAGGAGUCAGAUGAGGAGGAAACAGGGGAGAGUAAAAUGGAGACAGAGGAAGGUCAGCAGCAGUUCAUUGCCCACGUACCAGUUCCCUCACAGAAGGAAGUAGAGGAGGCCCUUCUCAGAAGAAAGAAGAUGGAACUUCUACAGAAAUAUGCCAGCGACUCACUCUUGGAGCAGAGCAAGGAAGCAAAAACACUCAUGGGACUGUAAAAACCAUAGGCUAGGUGGUGUCAUGGACUGGGACAGAUAUUUUGUAAAAAUUAUUUUUAUAAUGCUCUCAUAAUGAAGUAAUAAUAUGGUGUAAUGUAGUGUACACAAAUGUGAUUAAGCAAGAAGACUUCAACUUGAAGACUGGUGCCUCAAUAAUAUUCUUGCAUGCAUAAGUACGAAAACAAACAAGAAAGACCUUUGUUACUAACCAGCAAAGUAUGUAUGACGUACUUAUGAUGUUCUAAGGUGGAAAAACAUUAGCUCUGUAUAUUGUGCUGUGGUCAACAUCCUUGAAAUGUCAGUGUUGCAAGUGGAUGCAUGUGACACUUGACAAGAAAUGUCAACAUUCCAUUUUUGUAGGAGUAAUGUUAGUAGUAGUACAUCUAGUAGUUUAUUUUGAAUAUUGACACAAAGGAGAAAACAGCAUACAGUACCCAUACCAUUAAAGAAAACGAAUGGUAUGAAUUAUCCUUGUGGUACCUUCAACUGUUCCAUAAAGUUACAAAUGUACCAGGCAGUAUUCAAAUGCCUGAAAAACUGUUCUCCUUGCAAUGUUCUCCUUAAAAUUUAACGUUACUUGUUUAUUAUUCUCUGCCAAUACAAUUGAAUGGUUACAACUGAACAGCUUGAAAGUUAUGUUAUUUACCUUUCACCUACUCAGCAAAUAGCAGAGUCCAAAGUUUCAUAUAUCUGGCCUUAACCAGGGUGCACAUUCAUGUACUUUGGUCAAUAGAUCACAUGUGAAUCUACUUGUUUUCAUACAAUGUUCACUACAGUAAAGACAUGCUUUUCAAAUUGGCAAA
Branchiostoma belcheri (Belcher's lancelet) is the source of this 1762-nucleotide messenger RNA. Its product is annotated as pre-mRNA-splicing factor ISY1 homolog. The coding region runs from base 120 to 959 and encodes 279 amino acids. The transcript is spliced from 10 exons. NCBI's taxonomy places the organism in Eukaryota, Metazoa, Chordata, Leptocardii, Amphioxiformes, Branchiostomatidae. Gene Ontology annotation, cellular component: post-mRNA release spliceosomal complex; catalytic step 2 spliceosome; post-spliceosomal complex. Gene Ontology annotation, biological process: generation of catalytic spliceosome for second transesterification step; mRNA 3'-splice site recognition. The record is from RefSeq and is a predicted model, not a curated record.